ACGUGAUCUCUUCUCUGCCGGCCGGCGCUGACUAAGUAUCCGGAAGUGGCCCUUUCGUUGGCGAACUCUGCCCGGUCUGAAACACGUGCCGUUCAUAGGGAAGUUCCUCAGGCCCUCUGUCAGUUCGGUUCGGUCCGGAUUCUGGCUGGGGGUGGGGUCCCCCCGGCCCAGCUAGGGCGGGAAGGGAACGGUUGGCGCGGGAGGCAGAGGUGGCAUUAGCCUGAAGGGCCUGAGGGCUGCAUGGAACCCGGGGUCGAGGACGGUGGGGAGGUUCCCCGCUUGGUGGCCUCCUCCUCCUGGGAGGCUCCUCAGUGGGGCUUGGCCCAGAGCCUUCGCCUGAUUAACGCGGGUCAUGGAGGCCCUGAUGGUGGCGGCGGAGACAGCGGGGAUGAGAAAGUGCUUGGACCGCCGGCGCCGGGUGAGGAUCUUGUUCUCUUGAAGAGGAAAGUGGACAAUGAAGAUGAAAGUUCCUGCUUCCUAUACCUGAAGUGUAAUCCUCAGAGAUGUGAAGAAAUAGUUUCACUCAGGAUUUUAAGUGAAGCAAGGAAUAUGGAAGUAUAUGCCAGAGAGGAAUAUUGUGGAACCAGUAGAGGAGAGAGUGUUUGUACUAUCCAGAAUAACAGUGAAAAUGAGAUUACUUUAUAUAAGAAGUACCUAAAAUUAGAAUGUUCCACAGACUCUUGUAAAAUUAAGCUACUUUCUUUUGGUGAUAAACAAAAUAUAUUUGUGAGUAAAAUUGUAGUACAAGUAAGGACAGUUUCUGCAAAUUCUUCAACAAGCUUUCCUGCUCUAGGAUCAAGGAUAGAUCUAGACAGGGUUCAAACCAUGAUGGAAUCCAUGGGAUCAAAAUUAUCACCAGGUGCUCAACAACUCAUGAACAUGGUUCGAUUUCAACAGCGAAAUUGUAUUCCUUUUGGAGAACAACUUCAGUGUAUGUUGGGAAAGAAAGAUUCAGCUGUUUUUGGAGAUGAACAUAUGCUUGAUGGAUUGCACAAGUCAACAACUUCAGGAGUAUUAGAUAAGUCAUCCACUCCAUCUUUUUCUUGUAAGUCUGGAUUGACAUCUGGAGUGGUCACAGAAGAUAUAAAAUCUUAUAUGGACAAAAACACAGAACUUUCUGCUAAAGGAAAUAUAGGAAAUAUUCAAUAUCCUGAAGAGCAUAAAACUAUACAACAAAAAAAGAUUCUUCCUGAAAAUGAUCUUAAAUUUUUAAUAUCCUCUUGGUUGCAAAAGAAAGCAAAUGAUAACUCAAAUACACCUAGUUCUGAGCUGCUUCCUUUUCUUCAAAACCUGUGUAGUCAAGUAAACCAUCUCCGCGUAGGAGACAAGAAUAAGCCUCAGGGAAACAAUACCAAACCAAAUGAAGGUGUUGUAAGCAUUGGAGUGGAACAGCAGCCUGUUUGUUCUUACUUGGAAAAGAUAAUUUCUAAAAAUAUGGAACUGAUGGAGAAGAAACUUAUGGACUACAUUGACCAACGUAUGUACAAAUUACAAGAGCACAUAGAUAAUAAAGUUGUUCUUUUAAUGGACUUGCUGCAAAAUUCCAAUUCCACAUCUACUCGGGUGACACAAGAACAUUAUGAUUCUGGAGAGAGACUCUCAAAUGGUGAGAGAUAACUACUUGAUACUGUUUUGAGGAACAGAUGUCUGCUAGACACAUGCACACAAAACCCAAACUUCCAAAAGGUUUGGAGGGAAAUUUUCAGUCUGAUAGCUGUCCAAGGGUUAUUUUCUGAUUAAUGUAGAACAACCUCAGUGUUUGAUUUUUUUAUUGCAUUUGUUACUGCAAUUCUCAGUAUUAUACACUAAAAGUUAACCUGUUAGUAUCAUAAAAUAUUUUUUACUAGCAAUAUUUUUCACUCUUAUAAGACCUUAACUUCUGUGGCUUUAUUAUUUAAAAGAUGUUGUUUUAAAAGAGCCACUUUUAGAAUACUAAUUCAGCUCAACAAAAUUAACUGUGAUCUCAUUUACCCUUUAAAGAGAGCAACUUUUUUCUAUUUGUAUAAAUGAUGACUUUAAUUAUUUUGUAAUUUUUAAAGUUAUGAAAAAGUGCUUUAAAAAGAUUAGAUGUGUUGGUUUUAUUUUGUUUCUAAUUGAACAUUAUUGGAAAGUUUAAUAUUCUCAGACAUGGAGACUUUGAUAUUUAGGUCACCAUCUUAAAUGUAGCAUGGUAUAGAUUACUUGAGAUGGAAAACUAUAUAUAACGUUUGGCACUUGUAAAAUUAUACUUGCUAGGCUAUGUUGUAUGGAAGAGGGAAGUAGAAAUCAACAUUGGUAGGAUAGUUAUUUUGGGCUCUGGUCAUCCUUAAGUAAGCCCAGUGUCUUAUGUUAAUUUGUGCUUGCUCAUUCUAACCCUAUUCCUAAUUAGUAAAGUGAGGUUCUUUUUAUGUUUAGGGAAGUCCCUUCUUUCACAGUUAUUUGUUGAAAUGACUAAAUAUGAAAUAAUGAUACUUGGUAGGAUUAUCAGGGUUUAAGUUAAUGUAGUUGGGCCAUCGUAGGUCUCUUUCAGACACAUUUCCAGAAUUUGCUACUAGUGCAUGUGUUUAGGAAAUUACAUUCACUUCUAAAACAAAUCUGUUCAUUCUGAAAACCAUUUACUUAAAUGAAUGAGCAUCCAUUAUUCCACACAUUUGAAUGGUAGAUAAUAUUUUUGCUUAAGGUAAUUUGACUUCUUUUUAGUGAGAUAUAAUGUUUCUUCUUGAUUAAUGCUUUUGUUGAGUUGUUUCCUUAAGCAAGGACUAAGUAAAUCUUUAGUCCUAUAGAAUAUUCACUAAAGAAUGUUCAUUUACAUUUAAAACACAAAAACCCAAACAAUAAAAAAAGAUUUUUCCAACACAUACUAUUUUGAGUGGGAUUUUGAAAUUAAAAUAAUGUGAGGAGGUGUGGUACAGAGACUUCUUAAAAAUUCUUGAUCUAAUUUUGUAUUUAAAACUAUUUGGAGAAGUGAAUCUGUCUUCAUUAGAAUGUGUAAAAAACAAAAUGCAGAAGGUAGCCAACUUUGUCCUUUUCGUGUGCAGAAAUCUCUCACCAAAAAUACUAUGUUCAUAUAUUGGAUUGUAUUUAUUUGAAGCAAUCUUGGCAUUAUUUAUUAUAAAAUAUAUGUUUACCAGUAAUUUUUGUGAAUUUCACUCAUGUAGCCUUAAUGGAGGCAGUAUAGUGGGCUAUUCAAUUUAAGGUAUAAUUUAAAAGGUGUCUCAUUAAAUGAAUAUACUUUCAACAAAA
This is a messenger RNA of Monodelphis domestica (gray short-tailed opossum), 3222 nucleotides long. It is a transcript of the gene C1H10orf88, whose product is annotated as chromosome 1 C10orf88 homolog. NCBI's taxonomy places the organism in Eukaryota, Metazoa, Chordata, Mammalia, Didelphimorphia, Didelphidae. The record is from RefSeq and is a predicted model, not a curated record.